Messenger RNA from Talaromyces marneffei, 1731 nucleotides. RefSeq lists its product as uncharacterized. Gene Ontology annotation, cellular component: catalytic step 2 spliceosome. Bases 1 to 1731 code for a protein of 576 amino acids. The transcript is spliced from 3 exons. Gene Ontology annotation, molecular function: protein binding; mRNA binding. Gene Ontology annotation, biological process: mRNA splicing, via spliceosome. NCBI's taxonomy places the organism in Eukaryota, Fungi, Ascomycota, Eurotiomycetes, Eurotiales, Trichocomaceae. The record is from RefSeq and is a predicted model, not a curated record.
AUGGCCUCGCUCGUCGGCGCAAACUACGAUUCAUCAGGCGAUGAAUCCGACAAACACACAACAACUUCCUUUACACCAGCGACAAAUCUAGUCGCCGCCCCGGAAGUCAAUAUAGAGGAUCCUACUAACCUACAACUAAUCGCCGGCACUGGAUCAUCAACCGCUCUGACCUAUAAUGCUAGAUACGACGACCUAACGCGCCCGGCCCAAGGUCCCGUGAACCCAUUCAAACCCAACGGCGUUGGUAACGGGCUUAAACGUAAAAAUGUGCCGACGGGAUUCGCAGAAGAGGCAGCUAUCAGCGAAGCGACGUUUACAGCGCAACAUCAUAUCUUCCAGAGUCUUGGAUAUACGCGUGACCCUACCAGGCCAGAUGCCUUUGUAGGAGAUUUGGCGCGAGCAGCACAGUAUGGUGGCCGAGAUUUUGUGCAGAUGAAACCAUCGAAAGAAGUGUCGGCGGCGUUGAGACGAAAAAGACAGAAAAAGGGAGAUGCGAGUAUUGUUGAUGGUGAGGGGGCGUACAAAGGUCCCUGGGCGAGGUAUGAAAAUGAUGAUCAGGUUUAUGAAGAGGAGGCUGCCGAUGAGGGAUAUGAGCUUGCGAGUGAUGAGGAGUUUGUGGAGGAGGAAGAAGAAAUUCCAGGGAAAUUGCCGGCUCUGGCGACUGAUUAUCAGGAUGAUGCGUCGCAGACGGAGACAACGGAGUUUCAUGGCAGUGAACAGUUUGAUUACCUUGGACGGACAUAUAUGCACGUUCCUCAAGAUCUCGAUAUCGAUCUUCGCAAAGAACCAGGCAGCGUCAAGAAUUUCAUCCCCCGGAAAUUGGUGCAUUCCUGGAAAUCGCACACAAAGCCCAUUACUUCGCUCCGCUUCUUCCCGAAAUUCGGUCACUUGCUGCUCUCAUCUGCAGCAGACGGCAAAGCCAAGAUUUGGGAUGUAUACCACCAACGCGAACUAUUACGUACCUACUCUGGCCAUUCAAAAUCGAUCAGUGACACCACUUUCCACCCUACGGGCAAAACAUUUCUCACAGCCUCGUACGAUCGACAGAUCAAAUUGUGGGAUACGGAGUAUGGUAAAUGCAUCUCGCGAUUCAGCACGGGGAAAACACCACAUGUCGUCCGCAUCAACCCUGAUCCGGAGCACAACCACGAGUUUUUGGCAGGCAUGUCGGACAAGAAGAUCGUCCAAUUCGACACUCGUACAGGCGAAAUGGUGCAAGAGUACGACCACCAUCUAGCUGCCGUCAAUACCAUCACUUUUGUCGACAACAAUCGCCGAUUCAUCACAACAUCAGACGACAAAUCCCUCCGAGCAUGGGAAUACGGCAUCCCCGUACCCAUCAAAUACAUCGCCGAAGCAGACAUGUUCGCCAUGGUUCGCGCAGCUCCCCACCCCUCGGGGAAAUACGUUGCCUUCCAAUCCGGUGACAAUCAAAUCGUCGUCUAUGCCGCAACCGAUAAAUUCCGCCAAAACAGGAAAAAGGGAUUCCGCGGCCACAAUACUGCUGGAUAUGCAAUCGACAUUGCAUUCUCCCCAGAUGGCCAGUUUUUGGCUAGUGGUGAUUCGGGUGGCUACGCUUGUUUCUGGGAUUGGAAGACAGGGAAGAUGUAUCAUAAGCUUCAGGCCGGUGGGAAGGAUGGGUUGGCAGUUACGUGUCUUGAUUGGCAUCCUCAGGAGACGAGUAAAGUUGUCACUGGUGGGUUGGAGGGAGUUAUUAAGUAUUGGGAUUAG